AUGGAUACCAGACUCAACAAUACUGGCAAGAUAGUGGAGGAUAGGUAUUUUCCAUUUGGUAUUGUUUUCCUGGUGGCUGGAAAGAUCCUGGAAAUGAGUGAUCCCUCAGCCAUGGGGAAGAAGCUCGGUUUCUAUGCCAUCACUGUGGUGUUUGGUUUGGUGCUGCACGGCUUGUUUAUCCUGCCUGCUAUGUACUUCUUCAUCACCAAAAAGAGUCCCAUUGUUUACAUACGGGGAAUCCUGCAAGCCCUGCUCAUUGCACUGGCAACCUCCUCCAGCUCAGCCACUUUGCCUAUAACCUUCAAGUGCCUCUUAGAGAACAAUCACAUUGACCGUCGCAUCAUCCGUUUCGUGCUACCCGUGGGUGCAACCAUCAAUAUGGACGGCACCGCUCUCUAUGAGGCUGUUGCAGCAAUAUUCAUUGCACAAGUUAAUAAUUAUGAGCUGGACUUCGGUCAGAUCAUCACCAUCAGCAUCACUGCUACUGCAGCCAGCAUAGGUGCAGCAGGAAUACCACAAGCUGGGCUGGUCACCAUGGUGAUAGUGCUAACAUCUGUUGGUCUGCCAACUGACGACAUCACUCUCAUCAUUGCAGUAGACUGGGCAUUAGACAGAUUUCGCACCAUGGUCAAUGUAAUGGGGGAUGCUUUGGCCACAGGCAUCAUGGCACACAUCUGCAGAAAAGACUUCAUGAAAGAGGGAGAUGGGGUACCUUUGAUCUGUGAGACCAAAACAGCAAUGAGCACCCCUCCUGUGAUGAACUGCCACACCAACAAUGGCAACUGCCGACCCCCUCCUUUAGGGGUCAAACACCAGUUCAUCCCUCCUGAAGUGGCUCAACUCAUACAACUGGAGGAGGGCGUUCGGCCGCUUUCAGACAGGAAGAAACCUCCAAUUCCUCCGAGACAUCUGAAGAAGAGCAAAGAACACUGCACUAUAGAUAUGAAUGGCCUUGAGACCAAUGUAUAGCCUCCUCUUGCAGUUUGAAUGGUUCUCUGUAAGUUAUGCUGAAAGGAGCGCAGCAGCAAAGGACACCCGUGCAGGCAGAAGGACAAUACAGAUGAGCUCAUCUAGUUCCACAAAAACCUUUUAAAGCAAAGCAGUUGCAAAAGACUCCACAAUAGCGCAUUUACACUGGAAUUUAUGGCAACACAAGGACAAUGAUAAGAUUUCUAUUAUAAAAUUUGUCCUUGGUCCUGUACCUGCUAUUGCUUGCA
Molecule: messenger RNA, 1217 nt
Organism: Pundamilia nyererei
Lineage: Eukaryota; Metazoa; Chordata; Actinopteri; Cichliformes; Cichlidae
Product: excitatory amino acid transporter 5-like
Exons: 6
Coding region: 1-969 (322 amino acids)
Biological process (GO): L-glutamate transmembrane transport
Cellular component (GO): plasma membrane
Molecular function (GO): neutral L-amino acid transmembrane transporter activity; L-glutamate transmembrane transporter activity; glutamate:sodium symporter activity
Source: RefSeq, a predicted model, not a curated record